AAACUAUUGAAUCCGCGGUGGUCCCCCGUAAACCGAGUCGUUGGCAGGUGCUCGUUGUGCAUUUCCCGGCAAAUGUAACGAUGUCCUUUCAUUAGGGUAACGUUUCCAGUGCAUCGUGACGGAGUAUUGUAAUCGGGUUUCUAUAUUUUUCCAUCAAGUGAAUCUCCGGUAACAAUCAUCAUGGAUAGAAGAAAAAUGUCCACGUCAGGGGAUUCCCUCUACCAAACUUUGGAAAUUCAGAAGACAGCAACUCCGGAGGAGAUCAAAAAGACAUAUAGAAAACUUGCCCUCAGGUAUCAUCCUGAUAAGAACCCCAACAAUCCAGAGGCUGCUGAGAAGUUCAAAGAAAUCAAUAGGGCACAUGCCAUCCUUACUGAUUUAACAAAACGCAACAUAUACGAUAACUAUGGCUCCCUCGGUCUGUAUGUAGCUGAACAGUUUGGAGAAGAAAAUGUUAAUGCCUACUUUGUGGUAACUUCUGGUUGGUGCAAGGCAAUAUUCUUGGUCUGUAGUAUAAUAACUGGCUGUUACUGCUGUUGUUGCUGUUGCUUUUGCUGCAACUUCUGUUGCGGUAAAUGUAAGCCAGCACAACCAGAGGAUAGUGGGGCAUAUCACAAUUUACAGCGGAACCAGAACCCCGAAGGAGGCGUAGUGACUGACCAGCCGAGAGGUGGGCCUAAGGAGGAUGAAAGUGACGAAGACGCUGUGACGGCACAACCUCAAGGAGGUGCAGCCCAAGGAGCGCAAACUGUAUUCGCAAUGCCGCCACCACCAACAAAGGCAAAUGAAAACACUACCCUCAACAGUGGUGGAGAACGCGUUAUUUAUACAACUGCCACAAACCCGUUCGCUGCAGGAGCGACGAUUCUGCCAUCCAAUAAUGGACCAACCGAGUGGUAGUCACUUACCACCCGAAAUAUCCGCUGAUAAUAGAAAAAUCGAAGACGCCUCUAUCAAAGUUGCUACCAGAAGUACACCUCCCGAUUGAAUGACCGAGUGAUUAUUGAAUCGAUUCGAGUCAAGUAUUGUUUCAAUAUACAACUUAUUCCAGUAAUAUAUAUCCUCGUUAAGUUUGAAAUUUUGUUGCUAUAAAAAGAUAGUACACAAUAAACGAUUUGUGAGCACACAAUCUAUAGCUAAGCGACAUGAUUAUUUUAACUGAGGUUGAGGUAGUUUUGAUUGAUUGAUUUUUCGAAAUUUUAAGAAUCGUGUAAAUAAGAUCAUUGUGUAUGCAGAUGAAAAACAAGAAAAAAAGAAUAAUGAGAUGAACACUACUGUAAUCCAGAGUUAGAAUGUAGCAUGUAGCUUUCCACAUGAUGAUUCUGAGAUAUGAAAUGGCAACUUUUUAAUUUCCUUACAUCAGUUCCAUUUAUUGUUAGUUUCAUUGCUGGCAUUCAAAACACUAAAAAUAAAUGAAUAAGGAAUGACAAAUCUUACAUAAUUGCUAGAUAAUUAUUCAACUGUUGAAUUAGUCAAAUUUUUCUAAUAUCUUGCACAAGAAUUACACAUUCACAGAUAAAAUUUAUUAUUCUCACUACGGAUUGUGAGCAUUCAAUUAUUGUUCGAGGGUGUGAUAUGCCAUUCGAGACCUAUCAUACCCCUGCCGGAUAAAUAAUCAUUUCAAAACGAUCAAUCGACGAAAGCUCUGAUUCAGAAUUUUCCUGUAUUGUAUGGUAUUGUGAAAUUUUUGCCUUAGCUCUGCCCUCGAUCAAAUAAGAGUUACGGCAAGAGUGCUAUUAUAUGGUUGGGCACAAUGACAAUAUAAUAUUAUACCUACCUACGCAUAUACCUAGUUGUAUCACUAUCGGUUUUGAAAUUCGGUCACACGCAUUUAUUCCUCACAGAGCUAUAAUGGCAUGGAUUUCGUUAUUAUAAAUCUAUGUACGUACGUUCUAUCAUGUUAAAUAUCUUAUACGCGUAUUGAAUAAUUUGAAUCUAUUGAAAAAAAUCAAUCGAAAGCAUCCAGUUCAUCUUGUUGGAUCUUAUGAUAAGUUGAAUGCAACGGUUCAUACUGAAGGGCAUAAGUUUUAAUCCUGAGUAUGGCGUUCAACUCUUUUACCCAAAUAAAUGAUCUUGUAACAUUGAAAUCGUGUUUGAAACUGUUGAUUAUUGUUUUAUUAUAAAUAUCGAGACUUUAUCCUCGUCGAGAUCGAACACAUAUUAUGCAUAAAAAAAUAGAAAAAACGAAAGCAUGAUAAUGUAAUUAGUUAGUUAUAUUCUUCUCCCACGUUUGAAAUUGUUAGCAUUUUAUUCUAAUGUUUGUUAUGUAUAGGCAUAUGAUAUAUAAACUAUCGACGAAAUUAUUCAUCAUCUGACGCGAUCAGUUUGGCACAUUUAAAUUGUAUAAUUUGAUUUGAUUUUGUACGAUUAAUUAAAUGUAAAAAUAGAAUUGUAUCAAUUUUCUGUUAUAUCAUACAAUUACGUUAUAAACUGAUUCUUUUUUCCCAAAGCUGUUGGAUAUUUUUUUAUUUGCAGUUAAAUUUCCGUACUGACCUGUGACAGUCGGGGAAUCAUAAUACGAAUAUAAAUUCUUAUAUUACAUGCAUACAAUAGCAGCAAGUAGAGCGCCUGUGAAAGAAUUGCAAUAACAGUUACAUUCUACAUACAUAUACUAUAAAAUGGCAAUUAAAAACUGAUUCGAGAAAACCUUCGUGCCCUGAUAUUUUGAACUCGUGGAUUCAUUUUGAAUUAAUUCUUUGGGUAACUUAUUGAAUCAUUCUUUUACUUAUUGCGAUUAUUUUGUGUCGAAUAGCCAGGUGUGCAUGAUAUUGAAGCUCUGAUAUGAUAUCAGUACAAAACAUUGAAAUAAUCGAAUAUGCAGAUAUAAUGUCUUGCAGUCAAUCUUUAGACCAGAUUUUUAAAACGCUGCAUAAGUGUAUGAGAUUCAAUUUCAAUGCAAUCGGUUUCAUCCAGUGUGUUGCUAAAUUUUGUCGAAGUUUGUACCGGUCUUAAGGCCAACAACUGUUGCUACAAUGAUCUCUAAGGAAUCAAACUAACGAUUUGAAAAUCAUCGUACAAAUAAAAACAUUGCAAGAGUUCUGGAGACCCACAAUUUAUCACGAGAAACCUACGUUUGCAUCGCUGCCUAAUAUCAAAGGUGCUUCCUUCGAAAAUCAAUCGUUUUUGAAAUUGAAAUGAAGUAUCGUAAAAGGCGAUGGUUGUAACUAGUACCCGAAAGAAUCUACAUGAAAAUCACUGCUCAAUCGAAAUCUUACAAACGUCUGUCAAUACAUGAAUAAAAAGGAUAUAACUGCGGUAAAGCUCUGUUACAUGAUAAAUUUUACUGCUUCCACGAUAAUAAUGUACACCGAAUAAAUUAAAUGUAAAAUGUAUUUAAUCAAGUCAUAUUUGAAUUCUACAGAGAUUAUAUACGUAAAAAAUGUAUUGAUUAAUAAUUAUUACUGAUCAUGUGUAUUGUUAAUGUUGUCGAGAGUAAUUAUAUUAAACAUUAUUGCAUUGUCUCAUAAUUAACACAAUGAAAACAAAAUUGAAAAUUGAAUAAAAAAGAUAAUAUUAUAGAUGUACGUAACAUGUAAGAGUACUCAAAAAGUAUACCCAUUAUUUACGAAUUAUUUAAAUUACAAAUUAAUUAAAAAAACAAAUUACUAAUUGCAUUAGAAUUAUAUACAUAUAUUAUCAAAUUAGGUAUGGUAAAGUCAUCAUGUAAAAUUAUGUGAGAAUUGUAAAUAAAUAAGUAUGCAGCUUAUACAGUCUUCAUUUCCAGUUCCAAUCAAUAUAAUUUGAAUUGCCUGUGCCUUUCAAAUGAGAUUUGAAUUCGUUGGCUGGAGCGUAACGUCCUCUACGACCGUUCAUUGGAUUUCUACGGUAGCGUUGCGCUGCGCAGUAGUGUUCGAUAUCUUCGUAUCACCACGUGUUUUGAUACGGGUUAUUCCGGCCAGAGUUUUAGCGUUUAUACUGUGAUUAAAGAAAUCGUGAAUAGUGCUGCUGUGAAUUAAAAAUGACGAAAAAAGAUAAGCAGAUCAAAACCGAGCCUGAAGAUGAAACAGAGGUAAUGGAAG
This is a messenger RNA of Athalia rosae (coleseed sawfly), 4019 nucleotides long. It is a transcript of the gene Csp, whose product is annotated as dnaJ homolog subfamily C member 5. The coding region runs from base 181 to 900 and encodes 239 amino acids. Lineage: Eukaryota; Metazoa; Arthropoda; Insecta; Hymenoptera; Athaliidae. The transcript is spliced from 7 exons. The record is from RefSeq and is a predicted model, not a curated record. Gene Ontology annotation, cellular component: type Is terminal bouton. Gene Ontology annotation, biological process: regulation of neuromuscular synaptic transmission.